GGAACUCAACGGAAGUUUCUGGACGUUAGCAAGGUGUCGCCAUUUGGGUGUGAAUCAAGCUCUAGUUGGUUACCCAGUUGAUGGGGCAAUCAAGUAAAUGACGCAUCGGAAUAUCGUCAUCAUCAUCAGCGAGCCUUGUGGAGGAAGAGCAGAGCUUCGGCAGGAGUUAAGAAAAGGAGAGAAUGUGGCUACAGGGCAGCACUGAGGGCCCUGCAUAGGCAGGCUGGCAAUAGUGCUGGAUCUUGACAUGGAGAGCGACUCAUCUGGAACCAUUAUUCGCGAACCACGAGAAAGUUACUCGGAUGACGGAGCGUUUCGGUUGCUCCGCGCGCCCAAUCAUCUGCGACGAAUCACAAGCACUUCCGCUUCCGGUGGGCCACCAGGCCGGCCAUCCCUACCAGAAUAGCCAGCUUCUGGAAUCAGUUCACAAGUCGAGGUGACGGAUAUAACAAAAUCCUGAACUUGCUCAUCAAGACCGGACCCACAUCGCACUUGAAGAUUUUAUUAGGGUUAACCAACUGGAGUGAGAUGUGUGCCAUUAUGGCUACCUCCGCAGAAAGUUGGACUUCUUCAGCUCUUUUCUUCUUCAUAAGACAUCCUCCGAUUUCAAUAGCCUUUUUCCGAAGAUGAGCGUGAGCAGUGCGCGCUUGUGUGUUGGUAGUGGAAUUUUGAACUAGAGAUUUGGCGGAGUUGUUGUGUGUCUCAGGGGGGGGAGUGUGCAUUGGAGUUGUAGGAGCUGUGUUGCAGAGCUCGGCAGCACAGCGAUGCGCCUCUCGGACGUUAAGUAUAUUUCUGACACCACCGAGCGUACAUGGACGCACCACGACGCGUCACGCGCGCUUUUUCCGCCCAGAAACUGCAAGAGCAGCAACAGAAUGAGAGCCCGCAACAAUCAGCGGUUGCAAUGGGCGAGGAUGGUGAAGGGCUCAUGACGGUCAGUUGGCCGGAGAAUGGAGCGCUGACACUGGAGUGGGUGCAGAAGCUGGGCAAGACGCUGGACUUUGCCUCCCGCAAUUUGCUGCCCUCGGAGCUGCCCACUGUGCUGCCUGUCUCCGUCAUUGAUUCGCUACUGCUGGCAGCUCACAAGAUUCUACACCGGGAGGCAAAUUGCGUGGAAGUUCCAGUGGACCUUUCAUGCAAAGCCGUGCUUGUUGGAGAUGUUCAUGGACAGUUUCACGACGUCUUGCACCUCCUUGAAAUCGCUGGCUCUCCCUCUGCUAAUCGCUUAUUUGUGUUCAAUGGCGAUUACGUGGAUAGAGGUGCCUGGGGCUUUGAGACCUACUUCUAUCUCCUUGCGUGGAAGCUUUUGUUACCCCACCGUGUAUUCUUGUUGCGGGGAAACCAUGAGACCAAGUUUUGUACCAGUGCAUAUGGAUUCGAGCAAGAAGUCGCGUCGAAGUUUGGCGACAGAUCCAAGCACGUAUAUCGCAAGUUGCUGGGUUGCUUCGAAGGGCAUCCUCUCGCCGCCCGGGUGGCUGGGUGCGUGUACAUGGCCCAUGGUGGGCUCUUCCGGCAGGUUGAGAUAGAGCCCCCAAAGAAAACCAAAGGCAAAAGCUACAGAGGUAUUUUCUCGUUUGCUUGUCUGAACAACAACGUCAAUGGUGGCGACAGGCGGUUGCUGUCUGGGCGGAAUGCCGAGAAGGCUUUAAAACUUGGAACAUUAGAUGAUUUAGCAAAGGCAAGGCGGAUGGUUUUAGACCCAUCUGGUUUCGGAACCAAUGUGAUUCCUGGGGACGUGCUGUGGUCAGACCCUUCGCCUGAGAAUGGUCUCUCCCAUAACGAUUCUCGUGGUAUAGGCCUUUUUUUCGGUCCUGACUGCACGCAAGAAUUUAUGGAAAAACACAAGCUCAAGUUAAUUGUGAGGUCCCACGAAGGUCCUGACGCCAGGGACAAGAGGCCAGAGAUGGACCCUAUGAAUAAGGGUUAUACAAUUGAUCAUGUAGUGAAGGCUGGCAAACUCAUCACAUUGUUUAGUGCCCCUGAUUAUCCUCAGUUUCAGGCUUCUGGGGAGCGGUAUAACAAUAAGGGUGCGUACAUUGUGCUGGAGGCACCAGAUUUUUCCACGCCUCAUUUUUUUGAGUUUGAAGCUGUUCAACCUCGUCCUAAGGUAACUCCUUAUUACGAUUUUGUGAACUCGAUCGAUUCAGAUGAAGAGCUCGACUUGGGCUCUGGUUCAGGGUCAGAAGGGUCAUGCGGCAGUGGCAGCGGCAGCGACAAAGAAACGUAAUAUUUGUGUAAUACUUGGAAUAUUUUAGUGAGCGCAGUUAGAGUUGUUCAUUUUACUUCUUUCUUCUUGUUGCUUUGAUUUACUAAAGCAAAACACCAGCCUUAAGUUGUAGAAGACAUCAAAUGUGUCUUCUGCGAGUCAUAAUCUGCGACAUGAAAAUGAGCGUUUAGAAUUUGUCAGUUAUUUCUCCAUGAACCGAGCUUGUGCACCAGGUUAAGCACCACAAUGCGUGAUGUUUGGAAAUCUCUCUGCACCAUUUCUGGUGUUCGUCCACACCUACUCUUUCCAGGGGAGUAUUAAUUUGAAUCAGAUGAGUGCAUGAGCAACUUGAAAUUCACGCCUUUGCGAAGCUGA
Physcomitrium patens is the source of this 2581-nucleotide messenger RNA. Its product is annotated as serine/threonine-protein phosphatase 7. Gene Ontology annotation, molecular function: hydrolase activity. The record is from RefSeq and is a predicted model, not a curated record. Lineage: Eukaryota; Viridiplantae; Streptophyta; Bryopsida; Funariales; Funariaceae.